GGGCCGCGGAGCCGCCGCUUCCGCCUUCGCCAGACAUGGUCCCGGAGGCCGGCUCCCCGUGGCUGCUGAGGCUGCUCCGGGACAUCCAGCUGGCCCAGUUCUACAGAUCCAUACUGGAGGAGCUGAAUGUUACCCGGCCGGAGCACUUCGACUUCGUGAGACCUCAGGAUCUGGACGGCAUUGGCAUGGGCCGGCCUGCCCAGCGCAGACUGGCUGAAGCUUUGAAGAGGCACCGUUUGGGACACAAGCCUAAGAACUGGGUCUACAAGAUCCUUGGGGGGUUUGCCCCUGAACAGAAGGAGACGACCACCCCACCUUCAGACAACCCUCCACCCCUCCCUGAGCCAGAGGGGGGACUCAAGUGUCUGAUCCCAGAUGGUGCUGUGUGCAGAGGGGAGCUGCUGGGCUCCGGCUGCUUUGGCGUGGUGCACCGCGGGCUGUGGACACUGCCUGGCGGUCAGAGUGUCCCAGUGGCUGUCAAGUCCCUCCGGGUGGCUGCCGACGGCUCCGUGGGCACAGAGCUGAGGGACUUCCUUCGAGAGGUGUCGGUCAUGAUGAACUUGGAGCACCCACAUUUGCUGCGCCUGCACGGGCUCGUGCUGGGCCAGCCCCUGCAGAUGGUGAUGGAGCUGGCGCCGCUGGGCUCCCUGCACGCGCGCCUGACCGCGCCGGCGCCCGCACCCCCGCUGCCUGUGGCUCUGCUCUGCCUCUUCCUGCGGCAGCUGGCGGCGGCCAUGGCGUACCUGGGGGCCCGCGGGUUGGUGCACCGGGAUCUCGCUACACGCAACUUGCUGCUGACUUCACCGUGCACGAUCAAGGUGGCCGACUUCGGGCUGGUGCGGCCGCUGGGCGGCGCCCGGGGCCGUUACGUGAUGGGCGGGCCCCGCCCCAUCCCCUAUGCCUGGUGCGCUCCAGAGAGCCUACGCCAGGGGGCCUUCUCUUCUGCCUCGGACGUGUGGAUGUUCGGGGUGACGCUGUGGGAGAUGUUCUCUGGGGGCAAGGAGCCCUGGGCCUGGGUCCCGCCCUACCUCAUCCUGCAGCGGCUGGAGAAGGACCAAGCCCGGCUGCCUAGGCCUCCUCUCUGCUCCAGGGCCCUCUACUCCCUCGCCUUGCGCUGCUGGGCCCUCCACCCCGCUGAUCGGCCUAGCUUCUCCUCCCUGGAGGGGCUGAUCCAAGAGGCCUGGCCUCCUGAGGGGCGGUGUGUGAGGGAUGUCACAGAGCCAGGUGCCCUGAGGAUGGAGUCUGGUGAUUCCAUCACUAUCAUCGAGGGCAGCCCCAGCUCCGCAACCUGGAAGGGCCAGAAUAGUCGCACAUUAAAAGUGGGCACGUUCCCAGCCUCGGCAGUGAUGCUGACAGACUCGAAGGGCUCGCCAGCCACCUGCCCAGUCCACCGAGGCUCCCCGGCCUGGGGAGAGCAAAGACGGGGAAGCGUAGAUGGGGUCAGAGCCAAGGCAAAGCUUCGGGAGCCGCCUCCAGCUCAGGGGCAGAGAAGGAACAUGCCCCUGCAGAGGAUGAAGGGCAUUUCCAAGAGUCUGGAAUCUGUUCUGUCCCUGGGCCCCUGCCCCACAGGGGGUGGUUUGAGCCCCCCUGAACUUCGAAAAGCCAGAGAUGUCCUCCAGGGACCCCCAGGCCUGCCACCACGCCCUCCCUUUGCCUCCAGCUCUUCUCAGUCCAACCAGCCCCCCAGGGAGCGGCCUUCCUGGCCCAAAAGAGAACCCCUGCACAGUCACCCCUUGGGAGCACCUGGAGCCAGCAAAGCCACUGUUCUCUCUGGAGGUCUCUUGCCCGACCCCGAUUUGCAGAAGAGGGUUAUGGAGGUGGAGCUGAGCGUACAUGGAGUCACCCACCAGGAGUGCCAGGCGGCACUGAGAGCCACGGGAGGAGAUGUGGUUUCUGCCAUCCAGAACCUUAAGGUAGACCAGCUCUUCCACCUGAGUAGCCGGUCCAGAGCCGACUGCCGGCACAUCUUGGAGCAUUACCAGUGGGACCUCUCAGCGGCCAGUCGCUAUGUCCUGGCUCGGCCCUAAGCUCUGCUCCUUCAGACAUGGACACCAGAUGCACCGAGGAGCGGACCGUGUGGGGCCAAGCAGAGCAGAACCAGCCCUGAAAGGGUAUACGUUCCCACCCGAAGAGAGCCUGCCGUAGGCAGGUCCAGGAGGCCAGGGUCGGGCACUGACGCGUGUCUCCUCCUCCCCUGCCUCUUGGCCUCUGAGGGCUCAAGCUGCCUUGGCUGGGUCAUGGAAGGAUCUAGUCCACCCUGCCUACCACAUUUCCAACCAGGAGGAGGACUUGGAGGAACAGAGCUGCUAUACACCAUACCCAUAGGAAGCUUGUACCUGCUACAGAGAAUGACAAGUGGCCAUACUGACCCUGGGAACAGCCAUCCUGAGCUGCCUUCAGCUACACACUGAGCCCCAGGGGAACAGCCAUCCCGGAUGACGGGAGCAGCCAUACUGACUUGGGGCGCGUGGCCCAGACUGCCUUGGCUUGGGCUGGGGCCAUCAUGGGUGAUGGAAGUUGCUGUCUUGGAUGCAAGGACACUCGAUCCCGGCAGCAUGGAUUACGAGACGAGACGGGCCAGCCCCACCCGGCCCAGCUGUCAUAUUUCCCUUUGC
This is a messenger RNA of Eptesicus fuscus (big brown bat), 2615 nucleotides long. It is a transcript of the gene TNK1, whose product is annotated as tyrosine kinase non receptor 1. The transcript has 13 exons. Bases 36 to 2027 code for a protein of 663 amino acids. Gene Ontology annotation, molecular function: ATP binding; protein binding; transmembrane receptor protein tyrosine kinase activity. Gene Ontology annotation, biological process: positive regulation of kinase activity; multicellular organism development; protein phosphorylation. The record is from RefSeq and is a predicted model, not a curated record. Gene Ontology annotation, cellular component: signaling receptor complex. Lineage: Eukaryota; Metazoa; Chordata; Mammalia; Chiroptera; Vespertilionidae.